GGAGCCAGAAACAUCGUGGAGGCGUGGGCCCCCAAGCAUGCAUCCCAAGAAGGCGCAGAAGGACCAAGUCAUGGAGGACUUGUGGCAUAAGUUCUUGCACCCAGACUCUCAUGCUACUCGACUGGAAGAACCGUUUACCUUCCUCCUCCGGGAUACAGAGCAGAAGGUCAUCUGUCUGCAGGGAAACCAGCUGGUGGCCGUUCCAGGAGCUACGAACACGACCCCAGAGGUCAUCAGUGUGGUGCCCAAUCGCUUCUUGGACCGCAGCAACUACCCCAUUAUUAUGGGUGUGCAGAAGGGGACCCUCUGCCUCUCCUGUGGGACAUCCGGGACGCCUGCUCUGCAGCUGGAGGAACGAGACAUCAUGGACCUGUACAACAAGGAGUCUGAGAGUCGGUGGUUCACCUUCAGCAACACCAAGAGUGGGGACACACACCGGUUUGAGUCGGUGGCCUACCCGGGCUGGUUCCUCUGCACGUCCCAAGGGAAGGACCAGCCCCUCGGCCUCACCAACAGCCCUGGGGAGACCCGGAUCACAGACUUCUACUUCAGGAACCUCAAGGAAUAGCGGAUGGGGCCUCCUGGGCAGAUGCCUCGCCCAGCCGCCCUGCUGCUCUCUGGCUGAGCCUCCACUGGCCACUGCCCGCUCCUUCCCUUCCUCCGCAGACGAGUGUCCACCUUUCUUGCCCUAGACUGCUCGGCUUCCGUUGCGGGUGGCCGGCCUGGUGCUUCCCCUGGCUUGGCUUCUUUGGCCACCCAGUGAGAGCUGACCCCACCCCCAGAAGCCGCCUCCUUGGCUGGGUGGGCAGAGAGUUUAUUACAGUCCAUG
Molecule: messenger RNA, 829 nt
Organism: Hemicordylus capensis (graceful crag lizard)
Lineage: Eukaryota; Metazoa; Chordata; Lepidosauria; Squamata; Cordylidae
Product: interleukin-36 receptor antagonist protein-like
Exons: 4
Coding region: 38-568 (176 amino acids)
Biological process (GO): inflammatory response to antigenic stimulus; cellular response to lipopolysaccharide; cytokine-mediated signaling pathway
Molecular function (GO): cytokine activity; interleukin-1 receptor binding
Source: RefSeq, a predicted model, not a curated record